Peromyscus maniculatus bairdii (prairie deer mouse) is the source of this 2880-nucleotide messenger RNA. Lineage: Eukaryota; Metazoa; Chordata; Mammalia; Rodentia; Cricetidae. The record is from RefSeq and is a predicted model, not a curated record.
CCCAAGCAGAAGCAAAGGAGUCGUUUUCUGUCACCUGAAAGCUGCCAGGAGGCUUGGAUGACCCUUCCUCGCUGGAGACUGCUCCGGGGACACUGGCUGGGUGCAGCUAGCCCCCAUGCGGGCCUUCUGCGAAGUAAGCACCCGCAGAUUUCAAGGACUCGUGAGAACGUGAGCCCGGGGCUGUCGGCGGGCCCCCUAGAUUCCCGAGGCCGGGCCAGGCGGGUCCAAGCUGUGCCGGCCGUUUAAAAAAAGAGACUUAGAGAUGAACUCGCCCGUGCGCUGCUGGCUGCCCCGCUAUAGGGGCGAAGGCCCCUGACGCAAGCGGAACUCGGCGGAGCCCAUACGAAUCAGAACGGAGCAAGGCUCCUGGCGCACUAGGGACUCCAGGAGGCAGCUGCGCCAGAGACGCGGGUCGCGCCUCGGGAAACCGGGCGGUGGGGGGAGGGGAAAGCUCAACCAAGAAAACCCACCGAGGCGGGGACUGGCCUGGGCGGGGAGGGGCGGCGGGGCCGGAGCCCCUCGCUGUUGGGCAGACUCCCGAUGGCCAGAGGCUGACUUCCACUCCCGCCGACCGCUCCCCGGGGGGAAAGAGAAGAGAGCGAGAGCGGCGCGAGGCCUCCGGCCCCCGCAGCCUGCAGAAGUUGGAGGCUCGGCCGCAAGCGCACGCUCCUGCGUCCGCCUGCAAGGCGAGCCUGUGCCCGGAGAGCACAGCCCCGGGGCGGCCGGGCCAAGGAGCUCCGGGCUUUUUUUUUUUUUUGUCAUGAUGGCCAGCUACCCCGAGCCGGAGGACUCCGCGGGGGCCCUGCUGACCCCGGAGAGCGGGCGGGCAGUCAAAGAGCCCGAGGCGCCUCCGGCGAGUCCCGGCAAGGGCGGCGGGACAGCACCCGAGAAGCCGGACCCCGCGCAGAAGCCCCCAUACUCGUACGUGGCGCUCAUCGCCAUGGCGAUCCGCGAGAGCGCCGAGAAGAGGCUCACCCUGUCGGGCAUCUACCAGUACAUCAUCGCCAAGUUCCCGUUCUACGAGAAGAACAAGAAGGGUUGGCAGAAUAGCAUCCGCCACAACCUCAGCCUCAACGAGUGCUUCAUCAAGGUGCCGCGCGAGGGCGGCGGCGAGCGCAAGGGCAACUACUGGACGCUCGACCCGGCCUGCGAGGACAUGUUCGAGAAGGGCAACUACCGGCGCCGCCGCCGCAUGAAGCGGCCCUUCCGGCCGCCGCCCGCUCACUUCCAGCCGGGCAAGGGGCUCUUCGGGUCCGGAGGAGCGGCGGGUGGCUGCGGCGUGGCGGGCGCGGGGGCCGACGGCUACGGCUACCUGGCGCCGCCCAAGUACCUGCAGUCGGGUUUCCUCAACAACUCCUGGCCCCUGCCGCAGCCGCCCUCGCCCAUGCCCUACGCCUCCUGCCAGAUGGCGGCGGCCGCGAGCGCGCCCGGCCUGCAGUUCGCCUGCGCCCGGCAACCCGAGCUCGCCAUGAUGCAUUGCUCUUACUGGGACCACGACAGCAAGACGGGCGCGCUGCACUCGCGCCUGGAUCUCUGAGAGCCACCGGGUGCGGGCGCGGCCCCCGGGGUGCAGGAGCGGAGCUCGGGUCGCAGCCGCAGGGUCGCAGCCUCAGCAGCCGGCCGGGACAGCGCACACUCUGGGACAGCCUCUUGAGCCAGAGCCCUCGAGCCUUCUGCGCCUCCUCGUUCGGCCCGGCUCCUGCGGCUCCGCUUUGUCGCCUCCGCUGCUCCUCCGGUGCUCUUCCCCACCGCGGCCUCUGCCUUCGCGCGCUCCGGGCCCGAGGCCGCCCCCUCCGCGCUUUCCGCAGGCCUCCUCUCCUCCGGGCGUCCCAGAGUCACCGCAGGGAGUGUGUCCCCGGCCGAGGUGCAGCCGAAGUGUCGGCGGCGCUGACUUCUUGGCCUUCUCUUGCAGGUCGGUGGACUCACGCUUGACUUUCUCCCCCCACACCCUGACUGCCGAGCUGUCUGCGGCUAGAAGCGCUGGGCUGCUGGGGUCGCGGGACCCACGCUGCCGGAGGAAGGGAAGAACAUGUCUGGUCGCUCCGCGAUCCCGCCUGGAACUGAUCAGAAGCCGCUCGCAAAGGGGCCCACUGGGCGGGGCGGGGGUUGAGCCCCAGGCUGGAGCAGGGACAGCCUCGUUCCGCGGCCUGUAAUCGGGUUCACAUCCCCGCGCCUAGCGAGGCCGCCGUGCCUCCGCUCUUCAGCGCACGGCUUCGAGCACCUCCAGGCCAGGGUGGCUGGCUAACGUCUUGCUAAAAAGAUCGGUGAGGUUUUUAAAGAUAUUAAAAAAUACUUUUCAAGGGGGGAAAAAGGAGAGAGAGAAAAAACUUUCAUAGGGAAAAACGGUGAAGUGUUAUGGCCUUCGAGUUUGCUAAAACCAAACAACAAAAUCAAAAGCUUUACUUUCUUCGUCCCUGCUGGGAGAUUUGUGUAGAAUUCCGGUAGUGAUUUUAGAAAGCUGUGUUCAGAGCCGAGAGAAAAUAACUAGCUAAAAGAAGGUUUUCACUACAAACCGGGAGUUUUCCACUCUAUUUAAAAAAAUAAAUCCAAAACAAAUUUUCCCGGAUCUUCCGAUUCUAGCCCGGGAUGCCAGGAGAUCACUGCCUGGCUGGGCCACACUUCGGGGAUGACACUCCCCUCCCUGAUUUUUGUUUUUCCAAUGUCUUGCUUCUUCCACCUUCGGAAGGAGAAAUGUGAAACCGGCCAAGGCCGGACCACACGGGGUUGUGGCCCCAGCCGGCUGGCCCGAAAUUUCCGCGACCUGGUGGUUGAAUAAUGUCGUUCGGGGACCAAAUUUUCUAGAGGGAACUAGAGCACUUUUGUUGUAUUUGUAUGUGUGUGCGCGCGUCCCUUGUCAAUUCCCAAAUAAAUUCUUUGUUU